This is a messenger RNA of Gossypium raimondii (Peruvian cotton), 2529 nucleotides long. RefSeq names its product exocyst complex component EXO70I. Lineage: Eukaryota; Viridiplantae; Streptophyta; Magnoliopsida; Malvales; Malvaceae. The record is from RefSeq and is a predicted model, not a curated record. The transcript has 2 exons. Bases 258 to 2378 code for a protein of 706 amino acids. Gene Ontology annotation, cellular component: exocyst. Gene Ontology annotation, biological process: exocytosis. Gene Ontology annotation, molecular function: phosphatidylinositol-4,5-bisphosphate binding.
UGCUUAGUUUUUCUCUUGGGCAUUUGUCCGCUUCGAAUACGCGAAUGCCAUUUGUUCUUGGUACGUAUCGAGAUGGAAGUCUUCGUGAUUUACCCUUUUCUCGUCCUGUUUUGCCAACAACAGUACUUUGUUAUCGUCAUUAGUUUUAUUAGCGUUUAGGAAAGCUUGCAAGAAAUUUCAAUCUUGCAAUUUGCUCUCUUUGCUCUUCUUUGUCCCUGCAUUGUUUCUAGCCUGCUAGUUCGUCAACGACAAGAUCAAUGGCAGCCAACGAAGAGGAUUCAGCGCUUGUCAAGCUAGAACUGGCGUGUUCAGAUUUGAGAACGUUGCUACAAUCAUCGGCUAAGUUGGAAAAAGACCUGGAAGAGAUGGAGAAGAAGUUUGAUUCUAUUGAUGAAAAGCUCUCAACAGCUGCUAAAAGAGUAGCUCCUUUGCAGUCCCUGGCUAUGGCUGCCAAGGCUCUCGAGACCAGAACUAAUAGAGCUGUUUCCCCGGCUCUCGGGCUCCUUCAUAGUUUCAAGCUCUCUGAAUCUUUUCAGAAGAAGCUCAUUGAACUCUCCGAUAAACUAUCUAUUGAGAAAAACCCAAGGAAGAGGCUUAAAAAGCUGCUCAAAUACGUCCAAUGCGUUGAUCAGCUUAACGAAGUUAUUAACUUAAUAAGUCGAGAUGGAGAGCCGGUGAUUCAAAAGCUUCAAGAGGUGGUGGAAUUCUUGAGCAGAACAAAAGCUACGGAUCAAUAUCGAACCCAAAGAUUGAAGGAGACUUUGAUCACACUUAAGGCUCUAUAUGAAUCUGAGGUUGAUGCUAUGAGGUUUGACGGGUUGCUUGAUGAGGCCUUACUAAAUCUGCAGGACGAAUUUGAGAUUAUGUUACAGCAAAUGAAGCACCAAAACAUUGGGGAGCAACAAGCGGAUGAAGAAGCUGAUCAGACGUUGGUUUCUGACCUUGGCACUGAAAUGGAGGUCCAAGUCCUUAGGCGAAUUGCAGAAACCCUUUCUGCCAGUGAUUGUUUGGAUAUAUGUAUUGAUAUCUUCGUUAAGGUGAGAUACAGAAGAGCAGCUAAAGCACUAAUGCGACUAAACCCUGAUUACUUGAGAACAUACACUCCUGAAGAAAUAGAUGAAAUGAAGUGGGAGAGUCUAGAGACAGCAAUUUCUCUUUGGAUCCAGCAUUUCGAGCUCGCGGUUAAAACAAUCUUUGUAUCAGAAAAGAAACUCUGCAAGCAAGUUCUGGGAGGACUUCCUGAAGUGCUCAUUUGGCUAGAGUGUUUUGUCAAGAUUGCUGAUAAAAUCAUGGCGGUAUUUUUCCGCUUUGGAGAAGGUGUUGCAAGGAGCAACAGAGAGCCUCAGAAGCUGUUCAAGCUCUUGGAAAUGUUUGACUCCUUAGAAAAGCUGAAGCUUGAAUUUACCGAGAUUUUCGAAGGUGAAUCGGGAGCUGAUAUUUGCAUACGUUUCAGGGAACUUGAAAAGCUACUCGUGCAUGCUUCAAGCAAAGUGUUUUGGGAGUUUGGCCUACAAAUUGAAGGCACUUCCGAUUUUUUCGCACCACAACAAGAUGGUUCAGUCCCGAAACUUGUGAGGUAUGCAGUCAAUUACCUUAAGUACCUUACCACAGAGACAUACAGCGCACCCAUGGCUAAAGUUUUCCGAACAGAACAAAUGUGGAAAGCCGGUAUCUUAUCGAAGCCAGAAACAGAUGAGAAUUUACUCAAAGAUGCCAUAUCUAACAUCAUGGAAGCUCUUCAGAGAAACAUUGAAUCGAAGAGUUCGAGUUACAAAGACAAAAUAUUGCCCCACAUAUUUGUGAUGAACACCUAUUGGUACAUUUACAUGAGGAGCAGGAAUACAGAGCUUGGGAAGCUUAUCGGAGAGCAAUACAUGAAACAGAAAUACAAGAGUGCUGCAGAGGAGUCUGCUUACAUGUAUCAAUGGCGAGCAUGGAGACCAUUAGUAAGAUUGUUAGAGAAGGAAGAGUCGGAGGAGCAAGACAAUGGCACCAAAGCAACAGCAGCUUUUGUGAGAGGUAAACUGGAAGCAUUUUUCAAUCGCUUUGAUGAAAUCUCGCAGAGACACGCUAGGGGUUAUAGCAUUCCUGACGCUGAUUUAAGGGAACAAUUACGAGAAGCAACGGUGAAACUGUUGGUUCCUGUUUACAGUGAAUUCUUGAAUGCACACUCAAAGUUGUUGUCUGGCGAAUCUUACGUCAGUCCUGAAUCAUUGAAAGGAUUGGUGGGCCAGGUUUUCAAUGGAACCGAUCGAACCAGCAAUGGGAAGCCGAAGCGCCGAGACUCCAAGGACACUGUUCCAGGGAGGAACUCUGUUUCCGUGGAGGGAGAGCUUAAGAAUUUCAGACGAUCCAGAUCAAAAUCCAUUGAUGCAUGAAUCAGUGAAUUCUUAUUACAUUCUUAUGGUUUUGUUUAUGAGAUUUUUUUUCUUCUGUUGAAUGAAUGCUAAUUAAGAUUGCUACGUUUUUCAUAACACGUAUUAUUCAGUGAUGCAAUGAUACACUGGAUUUUGUGGAAUAUGUACAAAA